This is a messenger RNA of Saprolegnia parasitica CBS 223.65, 2496 nucleotides long. Its product is annotated as TKL protein kinase. The transcript has 20 exons. Gene Ontology annotation, biological process: protein phosphorylation. NCBI's taxonomy places the organism in Eukaryota, Oomycota, Saprolegniomycetes, Saprolegniales, Saprolegniaceae. Bases 1 to 2496 code for a protein of 831 amino acids. The record is from RefSeq and is a predicted model, not a curated record. Gene Ontology annotation, molecular function: protein kinase activity; ATP binding; protein binding.
AUGCUUCUCCUCGACGGUGUCAACAUCAACUGCACACCCAACGGCGGCUCGACCGCAUUGCACAAGGCGACGUACUGCAAUAAGUUGGACGUCGUUGGCUUCCUCCUCACCAACGGCGCCGACGUGGAAGCGCGGGACGAGGACGGCAACACGCCUUUGAUUCUAGCUGUUUUCUUGAACCACGUGUCGAUCGUUCGUCUGCUCUUGGAGAAACGCGCCAACAUUGACGUCCACGACUACUUUGGCCAGACGCCGUUCCUUUUCGCCGAGAAGAAAGGCCACGUUCAAGUGACACAGCUUCUGGUCGAGUAUUCGUCCAAACGAGUCUACGAAGCCGAGCUCUUGCAAGCGCUGCGCGAGAAGCAGUACCCGGACGCUGCGACGCUUCUGCAUCAAGAUAUCAUUGACGCAAACCUCUGCGACCAUGACAAGAUGCCGUUGCUGCAUUUGAUUGUCGCGACUCAAAACAUGUGGCUGCUCCGGACGAUGCUCGCCAAGCCACAGCUCGACGUGAAUGCAAGAGACAAGGGCGGGCGCACCGCUCUCACGUUUGCGAUCGCGCUCUUCAACGUCGAAGUGGCGCUAGCGCUGUACCAAGCAGGCACCCGUAUUGAUAUGGCAAGCACGAAGCUACUGGCGUCGACGCCUCUUUUUGGCAACGCGCUGCUCCGCGCUGCCUCGGUCGAUGACGCCAGCGUGGUCAUCCAGCUACUCGGUCUCGGUGUCCUUCCCGCGUUUGCCAACGAGACCGGAGAGACGGCACUGCAUCUCGCGGCUGCCAAGGGCCACACGACCACCGUGACGAGGCUGCUGGAGCAUCUUCAGGCGGGCGACGACCUCAACGCGACGAAUCACUGGCGACAACGUGCAGGUGCAUCGCCGCUCUUUGUCGCGAUAGCCGGCGGCCAUGCACACGUCGUCGGCCAGCUCGUGGCGGCCAAUGCGAGAAAAGAUUGCGUGACCAACGACGGCUCGACGCUGCUGCACGCGGCGGUCCGCAGUCGCAACAUGAGUCUUCUGGACCUUGUCCUCUCCUUCGCAAGCGACCGGAACGCAUGUGAUUCGCUGGGCCAGACACCGCUGCACGUCGCGGUGCUUCUGCACCACAAAGAGGCCGUGACCUGCCUCGUACGCGCCGACGCCAAUGUCUUUGCAACGACCAAGCGGGGCAUGACGCCGUACAUGUCGGCCAGUGACCCGGGCAUCCGUGCUAUUCUAAAAGACGCAGAGACCGUCUUCGACGAGCAGUUGGCGCGGCGCUUGGAGGCUGCCGAACGCCGAAACCCACCUCCUCGGCGCCACUCGGACGCCAGUGCGCCCACACUCUAUCAAACCACCCGGUCGCUGCCGACACCUACCGAUCGACGCAAGCAACCCGCGUCGAACGUGGGGCUCAUCGAGGCAGUCCGACAACAAGAGUACGACACAGUGCUUCAGCUUUUGGCGGAUGGGGGCAACCCGAACGCUGCCACCGAGGCGGGCGACUCGCUCUUGCAUCUCGCAGUCAUCGGUGGCGACCACAAGAUCGUGUCGGUGCUCUCCCAGACACGAGGCGUCCGCCUCCACGUUCGCAACGCGGAUGGCUGGACGCCGCUAGUUCUCGCAGUUCAAUUGGGUCGCCGACGGCUGGCGAGCCUUCUCCACACUGCAGCGCGCACCUUGACGCCCGUGGUAUGCACGGUGGCCCACGCCAAGGAUCUCGACCCGGCGACGACGCUUCCGUCGCACGACGUCGUCGUCGAUUUCGCCUCUCUGCUUGGCGGGGGCGCCCAUGGCAACGUGUACAAAGGCACGUACAAGGGUCGCACGGUCGCCGUCAAGUUUGCAAAGCAAACCACCGACGCGACAGGACUCGAGAAAGAGAUCGAGACCAUGCAGCUGUGCCCGUCGCCGUACGUGCUCAGGCUUCUUGCGUAUACAAAGUCGUCCAACCCGAAGCCGAUCCUCGAGUACAUGGACGCGGGCAAUCUGCACGAGUACCUCGUUUGCAAGCGACUUGGAGAGACGACGGCGGUGCAUGUCACGCCGUUGCAGGUGGCGUGGGUCGUUGCCAACGCCCUUGCCGAUUUGCACCACGACGGUCUGCUGCACCGCGACAUCAAGAGCCCGAACGUCCUCCUCUGCGCGACGAAUUUCAUCAAGCUCGCCGACCUCGGAAUCGCACGCGAGUUCGAGUCCGACAUGACCAUGGGCAUCGGUACACUGCGCUGGAUGGCGCCCGAGCUACUCGAUAGACAUGGCAGCUACAACGCAGCGGCCGACAUGUAUGCCUUUGGCGCGCUCUUGACCGAGCUCGACACGCUCGAGCUACCCUUUGCAUCCGAGACAGUGUCAGACGACAUCAGACGCAAGCUGAGCGAAGGCUCGCUUCGCCCGCACUUUACGCCCACCUGUGCGCCGUGGCUCCACGACCUCGCGACCGCGUGUCUGUCGUUCGACCCAACAGCGCGGCCGACCGCGCAAGAGCGCGCAACCACAAGGCGGCGGAGUCUGUGA